Molecule: messenger RNA, 5588 nt
Organism: Bubalus bubalis (water buffalo)
Lineage: Eukaryota; Metazoa; Chordata; Mammalia; Artiodactyla; Bovidae
Gene: CXADR
Product: CXADR Ig-like cell adhesion molecule
Exons: 7
Coding region: 62-1327 (421 amino acids)
Biological process (GO): homotypic cell-cell adhesion
Cellular component (GO): intercalated disc; bicellular tight junction; basolateral plasma membrane
Molecular function (GO): cell adhesion molecule binding
Source: RefSeq, a predicted model, not a curated record
CUUUCCCGGGAGGGUUCCCGGGGCUCCGCGUUGCCAUAGCAACCCCACGCACCCGACGGGGAUGGCGCGGGCUGUCUGGGCUUCGCUACUACCGGAAGUGACGUAUUUCACCUGCCGAGCGAGGGCGGGGUGGGACCGCGCUGCGAGGUGCGGCCGCCGCCAGCCAGUCGGGAGCUCGCGAGGAGACGGGAGACUGAGGCCCCGGGGUGAGAGCCGCCUACCUGCCGUCGUCUCCCACGGCCGGGCCGCCACCAUGGCGCUUCUGCUGCGCUUCGUGCUCCUGUGCGGAGUGGCGGAUUUCAUCAGAGGUUUGAGUAUCACUACUCCUGAACAGAUGAUUGAAAAGGCCAAAGGGGAAACUGCUUAUUUGCCAUGCAAAUUUACCCUCGGGCCUGAAGACCAGGGGCCUCUGGACAUCGAGUGGCUGCUGUCACCAGCCGAUAAUCAGAAGGUGGAUCAAGUGAUUAUUUUAUAUUCCGGAGACAAAAUAUAUGAUGACUACUAUCAAGACCUGAAAGGACGAGUACAUUUUACAAGUAAUGAUCUCAAAUCUGGUGAUGCUUCAAUAAAUGUGACAAAUUUACAGUUGUCAGAUAUUGGCACAUAUCAGUGCAAAGUGAAAAAGGCUCCUGGUGUUGGAAAUAAGAAGAUUCAGCUGACAGUUCUUGUUAAGCCUUCAGGUAUACGAUGUUAUGUUGAUGGAUCAGAAGAAAUUGGAAAUGACUUUAAACUCAAAUGUGAACCAAAAGAAGGUUCACUCCCACUACGAUAUGAAUGGCAGAAGUUAUCCGACUCACAGAAACUGCCCACCUCUUGGUUACCAGAAAUGACAUCACCUGUUAUAUCUGUGAAAAAUGCCAGUGCCGAAUACUCCGGGACAUACAGCUGUACGGUCAGAAACAGAGUGGGCUCUGAUCAGUGCCUGCUGCGCCUGGAUGUCGUUCCUCCUUCAAACAGAGCCGGGACAAUUGCAGGAGCUGUUAUAGGAACUUUGCUUGCGCUCGCGCUUAUUGCUCUUAUUGUCUUUUGCUGUCAUAAAAAGCGCAGAGAAGAAAAAUACGAAAAGGAAGUUCACCAUGAUAUCAGCUCACAUAGUCUAAGAUUUUUUAGAAACGUUCUUUGGGAUCUUCGCUUUCUAGAGAAGACGUGCCUCCUCCCAAGAGCCGUACGUCCACUGCCAGAAGCUACAUCGGCAGCAAUCACUCAUCCCUGGGAUCCAUGUCCCCGUCCAACAUGGAAGGAUAUUCCAAGACUCAGUACAACCAAGUGCCAAGCGAAGACUUGGAACGCGCUCCUCAGAGUCCGACGCUCCCACCCGCCAAGGUAGCGGCCCCUAAUCUCAGCAGGAUGGGGGCGGUGCCUGUGAUGAUUCCAGCGCAGAGCAAGGACGGGUCCAUAGUGUAGAGCCUCUGUGCCCGUCACCCAUGCUCUCCUCUGGAAGUAUGAACACCCGUACAUUUUGCUACCAGCCUCAAAAUAGGUGGGAAAAAAAAGCUAACCAAAAACUGUAAGAAUAAUACAUCAAAAAGGUUUGUUUGGUUAUACUGAAAUAGUAAAGGCAUUGAAGUUCUGAGGACAGAUUCACUAUCUAAAUAAUAUUUCCUUUAAGAGCUUGACUUUAUAGGUUUCUGAAUAUCAAUACUUAAGUCAGAUGUGGCACUUUGAAUAUGAAAUCAGAGGUGAAGAAAAAAUUGGUGAACUUUCGUGCACACCAAGUUGAUACUUGAAUCAUCUGAAAUUUCUGCCGUUGUCUUUAGAUUGCUUUUUUUUCCACGUAAUUUAUGUGACCCGAUAGUGUUCCCCAAACCCCCUCAAAAUCGGUAAAGAAAGAUUCAUGGCAAAAAGACUUACAUGCAUUUAUGUUUGUUCGUGUUUUCACUUCUUUGAAAGCUUUGUGUUUGAAAUGUCUCUAAUAACUAGGAAACACUGCAGGGUUCUAGAAAUCACCUAGUUCCGUGUCAUUCAUAAGCCUUGGAUAUGAAAUGACUUCUUAAGUAUUUAAUGGAUAGAUUGCUGUGGGUGGCAGGGACAUAGUAGGCUCUUUGGUAUGCUAGAUUAAAGGAGCAUUUAUCUGAUUCGUUUAGAAAAUUUGCUGUUACCUGUAUACAGUGAGGACAUUCGUGGUGCAAUAGUGAGGAUGGAUUUUGUUGGUUAAUGUUCCAGUGCCCCGAGGCCUGUGGUGGUCUGCAGAACAGUGUCCUGCUAUCAAAGAUGUAGAGUAUUUUGCAGUUCCCAAGUAAAUGCUGGCCCUGCGCUUUAGGUGAUAUUUUCCUAAUAAGAAAAAAAAUUAUAACUCAUUUAUUGUUUGGCAAUUACAGAUUGUCAUUCUCUAAAUUAUUGGUUCUAAAUUGAAGAAUUUUUUGUUUUCCUGGUUCGGUUCGUGUUUGUGAUGGUGUUGCAUAGUAUAUAUUCUAGAAAGGUAAUCUGAAAUUUACCCUCUUGAAUGCAGUUCCUGGAGGAUAUUUUCUUCAUAGACUUAGAAUGAUGAACUACAUUUUAAACUAGUAAGUGUCCUCUGUCAAUUCUGUAUUUCAGACUUGGGAGGAUGUACAGUUGCUAUUGUAUGGCCAACAUGUCUUGUGUAGUUUCAGAAAUUCAAGUUGAGCUUGGAAAAGUUUGUCUUAGUUUUGUGGAAGUGACUUAAUCUUUUUAAAAGAAAAAAAGAGAGAGAGAAAUGAAAGGAAAAGGAAUUAGAAAAAUACUCCUACUGCCAAAUGUGUUAAAUACUGUUUUAGUAGAUGAAAGUGAAUUUAUUGUAUUUCCCUUAAGAUUGUGAGGGAGUGUGGAUUUAGUAGAAUGAGCCAACAGUUUCUUUAUAGUAAUAAGGUCUGCAAUAAAUUAUUUCACUAGCUCUAAAACCUUUUCCCUAGAUUUUAGUAGGGAGUUGGUUUCUGUUCAUCUCUUUGGGUGCUGUGGUGGUAAAUGCUACAUUAUACAUUAAUGUUGGCAUGUAUUUAUGAUUAGGCAGAGUAUUGUAUACAUUUUUUAAUGGCAAAUUAAAGCUGAAUGUGUAAUGGAUUCGUGUAUAGUUUUACAUAUUUGGAAGCAUUUUUAACAUAGGUUUUUAACGUUUCAUAAUGUUGCUUUUAUACUUACGUUAACAUUUUCAUCCGUGCCUUUUGGGUAAUUUAGUUGUAUUAUGAAUUUCUGGUGCCUAUGAGCUAGCUAUCACCUGAAAGGUGCUUAGAGGUGAAGGUACUGGUCCUGAAAGUGCAUCACUGUGAUACCUGUCUAUCCUCAUACCUUCAGUCUUGCCUCUUCCUCUUCUUUUUGGAUACAAGGUAACUGAUUGUGUUACUCAUAUAAAGUUUUUAAAAUGUCAACAUCCCCUACACUCUUUGACUGUGUUUCUGAUUUUAUAAUAAUAACUAUUUUUGAAUAUCAGAGCUCUGAUCUGUUUUAUAUGAAUAAAAUGUAUAAGGUAUUAUAGAAGUAAAUAACCGAGCACAGACAUUACUAAUAAGAAUUUUGGUCUUUCCUGGUCCCAGUUUUGUAAUGAAAAGUAUGCUAUCAGUAUAAGUAGAAAUCCCUACAAAAAGUGGACAUAUGUAAGGCUUUCCUUACCUUAGACUUUGUAGUUAAUCUGGGAUUUGGCUGUAGAAUCUCUUCCGAAAGUGCUUUUCAGGCAAGAAUCCUGGAGUGGUUGCCAUUUCCUAUUCCAGGGGGUCUUCCCUACCCAGGGAUCAAAUCCGCGUCUCUUGCGUGUCUCCUGCAUUGGCAGGUGGCUUCUUUACCACGAGUGCCAUCCGGGAAAACCCCAUUGUUUUCUCUUCCCUUAGACUUCGCAGUUAAUCUAUGAUUUGGCUGUAGAGUCUCUUCCAGAAUGCUUCCUUCCAAUUCAGGUCCAUUACCACCUACAGCCUGAGAAACAAGCUCAGGCAAAAAGGCCACUGUCAUGACCUCAAGAGACCUGUUAGAUGUGGUUGAGUUUAGAGGACAGAACUCAGUUUUCAGUUUAUAUCUCCAGCCACUCGUAAAUUUCAGUGAAUCCAAAAGUCAGAUAGUACUGAUAACUUCCUAAAUAAUUCUGACUGAUAGUUUCCACUGAACUAGAGAUCAAAUAUUUGUUCUAGAAUUACUGUUGGUAAUCAUCAAGCAAGUCAACAAAAGAUGAUUAUUCAAGCAUUUUCAAAUGUCAGUCAAGGACAGCACUGAACCAUCAAAGCAAAGCUGUUCCAUUCCACUUUGUACCUAAGAGAUUGACACCGUCUUUUUGAGUUAGUUGGGGUACCUUUAAAAGAAAUAUAGAGGUUAUAAUUCUGUAUUUUGAAUAUGUAGGUUACAGGUGUUUGUUUUCAUAUGGCAACCUUACUAAUACUUACCUGUUUGGAGAUCAAAAGCAAAAUUUAUUAAACUGGCCAGCUAUUCCAGGCAGGUAACCUUUAAAUUUGGGCUGUCAUGGAGUUGUUACAAUGGAAGCACAGACUGAGUGUGUCUUAUGGGGACGUUAAUUCAAGAAACACAAUUAGAUUAUUGGUAUGAAGACAUGGUUCUUACUAAAAAGAUGAUUUUUAGGAUUGAGUUCUGGAAAUUUGUAGCAGGUGAAGGGGCAGAUAAGACAAUUUGAUUAAAUAUGAAAAGAAUUCAUUGCAUGAAGUUGGAUAUCCAGUCCUGUAAUGUAUGGCUUCUUAACUAUUCUCUGUCUUUCUGUGUGCGUGCAGCAUGUAAAUUUGAAGUUAUAUAAAUGUUGAAAGUUUUUUUCUAAUCUUUUUUCAUCUCCAUAGUGUUUAAGGCUUUCAGAUGGCCUUAUUCCAGUGUGCAAAGAAAAAAAUUUCAUAUUUUUUGUGGUUAAUGCUUUGAUGUGUCAUGUAAGGAGUAGUUUGUAGAAAAUGUUGGCACAAUUUUAACUUUUUAGUGGCUUGUGACAUAUUAUAUAUAUGUGUAUAUAUAUAUAUCUUUAUAAUAUUUCUGUGUUUAGUAGUAUAAAUGUUCUGGGCAAGUUUUAAUAUUUCAAAUGCCUUUGGAUAUUCUUGCAAUAAAGGCGAUGUGUUCUGUAGUUAGACCUUUUUUACUCAUUUGACACUAAAAUGGUUCAUAACUGAGCACAAAUUCUACCUAAUAGAAACAGGAGCGAACAAUAUAUACAUUGGUGAAUUGUGGUUCUGUUUGUCUUAUGAAAGGUAACACCAACACACAUUUGUGGUUUUGGCUUCUCACUGUUAAUUAAAAUCUAGUUUUGCAAAAUAUCCUAGUUGUGAUUUCAGAGUGUGGUAAAUGUCAUUUGAGUUUGGUUUAGACCUCAAACACUAAAAGCUCCAAAGAACUCUGUUUUCUACUAACUUAUUUUAUGACACAAGCGUUGAGAGAGCCACAAUUCACUGAUUGUCCUUCUCAUCCUAACUGUGAAUUUUUGUGACACACACACUUGUACUACUGAGAAGAAAUAUUUUGACACUUCACAUAUGCAAGUAGAGAACUGCGGGUGUCAGUUUCAAAAAUGAUUUUUUUUUAUAUUUCAAGUUUCUGGCUUAAAUAUCCAAUGGUGCAGAUUUUGAAAUUUGUAAGAACAAAGUUUGGUUUCACAAAAGCCAAAAACUUGCUCUAGUUUUGUGACUUUGUGUACUUUGAAAAUAAAAUCAAGAAAGCAA